AUGUUAUCUAACGAACAUCAUCGACAACAUCAAUCAUUAUUAUUACAAGUACCAAAAAUUACAGAUAUGCUGAAAAAAUCGACUUCAGGUACUUUAUCACCCGAAACAACGACAACAACUUCAAGCGGUUAUUCAACAGGUGGUUCUUCUGUAUCAAAUACUAAAGAUUCAUAUUUGAAAAAGUCAUCAUCUAUUGCCUACAAGCAACAAUCUGAUCAAGAACAACAUAAGACAAAAUCAAAGGGUCUUCAUCAUCUUUUAACUAAACUUAAAAGUUUUCUUCUACCAUCAAGAACUAAAUCAAUACAUUUAAGAACAAUGAGAUCAACAACUUCAAGACAAAUAUCAUCUACAAAUAUCCUUCGCCAAUAUCAUCAACAUACAACAAUAUAUGAUGUAGUACCAUCAUCUUUAAUAACAAGUAAUACUAUUUCAUUACCAUUUACAUAUUAUCAUGAUUCACCUAAAAGACAAUCAAGAGGUAAUUUUGACAAAAUUUCUGCAUGGCUUAAUCAUACAGAAAAAAUGGAAAAAAAUGAGCAAUAUAAAAAUGAUAUAUUAUUUAUUGAUCCAAAUCAACAAAAAACAAAGUCGUCAUCUUCUAUUAAAAAUGAUGAUCAAGCAGUAACUGUCGUCAUGAAAAACACCCGAACGAAUAUCAGACCACCUAAACGAAGUUCGUCACUAGUAACAAGACUAACUCGACCAAUAAUUGAACAACAAUCACAACGAACAAUUUCUCCUGCUUCAUCAUUUUCUUCAUCGAUUCUUACAAAAGGAAUGUCAGAAAGAAUAACGCCAACGCAAUCAUCAAAACAACAAAAAUCUGAUAACCAGUCAUCAAAAUCUCAUCGUCAUCGUUCAAUUGAUUAUUCACGUCGACGAACUAUUGCUAGUACCAAUGAACAUCAUUCAAAUAAAGAAAAUCUUCCAAUAAAACAUUCAGAAAAAUUUUCAAAAGAUGUCUAUCGAUUUUCUCCAUUAUCAUCAAAAAAUGAAGUUGAAAUUCGUCGUCCAUCAUCAAAACAUAUUGUAACAAAACAAUAUUAUUUUCAUUCACAUCCAACAGAAACAAAUGAAGAUUUAUUAAAUAAUUCUUAUGGUUUAACGUUACUUAAACAACAAAAACAACAACAACAACAACAGCCAGCUAAACAAAGACAUUCCGUAGCUACUGUUCUUAUGAUAUCACAAGUUCCUAAUCAUAUAUCCUCACAAAAACAAUUAAAUCAUCGAACAUUUCUUCAACAAGAACAUACACUUGAUUCGCUUGAUGAUUUAUUAUGUGAUCGUGAAGUUGAAAGUUAUUUUUAUCCAACAUCUCAAUCAGAUCAUAUUUAUAUGAAUUUAGAAAAUUCAUCAGAUUCUUAUCAACCAUCAUUAUCUUAUUUUCAUGAAACUUUAUGUUGA
Messenger RNA from Rotaria sordida, 1410 nucleotides. The record is from the annotation of a GenBank genome assembly. Lineage: Eukaryota; Metazoa; Rotifera; Eurotatoria; Philodinida; Philodinidae.